CAACAAUAUUUUUCAUGUGAUCAAUCUAACAAACAAAUAAAACAUAAAAAGACUCGAAGUGUUGUUUCAAACUCGGAGAGGCCAAAAGGCUCUCUUCUUUUGUACCCCUUUUUCUCCUCCGCUUUUUCACCACCGUCACCCAUCAUGGCGGCUUCCGUCCAAAACCUCCGCUUCAGCCGCUUCGAGCCCGGCCGACAAAAUGUUUGCAACUCCCCUAUCCGAGGUUGCAAUUUCCCGUCCAAUCCUGACCUCCCGCCACCUAAUGGCGGCGCCGACGUAGUUUCCGGUGAUUAUUAUUCCUCGGACAGUGACGGUGAUUACUGUGACGAAAAAUUUGCCACCGCCAACUAUUCCGCGGAAGUAGAGCCGUCGGUUCAUGACGUCAGAGACGCCGAUACUUCCGACCGUUGGAUCCCGCGUAACCCGUCGCUGAUCCGGUUGACCGGGAAGCAUCCGUUUAACUCCGAACCGCCCCUGGACCGGCUAAUGCGCCACGGCUUCAUAACCCCGGUUCCCCUCCACUACGUCCGGAAUCACGGUGCGGUCCCCACCGGCACGUGGGAAGACUGGGCCGUGGAGGUAACGGGCCUCGUCAAGCGGCCCAUGAAGUUCACUAUGGCCCAACUCGUCAACGAAUUCCCAUACCGCGAGUUUCCCGCCACCCUAGUCUGCGCCGGAAACCGCCGCAAGGAACAGAACAUGGUCAGGAAGACGAGCGGGUUCAACUGGGGCGCCGCCGCCGUCUCCACCUCCGUGUGGAGGGGGGUUCCGCUGGUUUCCGUCCUCAAGCGCUGCGGCGUGUUCAGCCGGAGAAACGGCGGCCUGAAUGUGUGCUUUGAGGGGGCAGAGGAUUUGCCCGGCGGCGGCGGAGGGUCCAAGUACGGGACGAGCAUUAGAAGGGAUAUCGCGAUGGACCCUUCUAGAGACAUCAUUCUGGCGUACAUGCAAAACGGAGAGAGGUUGACGCCGGACCAUGGGUUUCCGGUAAGGAUGAUUAUUCCGGGGUUCAUCGGCGGCAGAAUGGUGAAGUGGCUGAAGAGGAUAAUAGUGACCACUAAAGAAUCGGAGAGUUAUUAUCAUUACAAGGACAAUAAGGUCCUUCCGUCCCACGUCGAUGCCGAGUUGGCUAACGCUGAAGCAUGGUGGUACAAGGAAGAAUACAUAAUCAACGAGCUCAACAUCAAUUCUGUCAUUACGACGCCGUCUCAUGAAGAGAUCUUGCCCAUCAACGCUUGGACUACCCAACAUCCUUACACGCUCAGAGGCUACGCUUAUUCGGGCGGAGGAAAGAAAGUAACGCGCGUGGAGGUGACGAUGGACGGCGGAGAGACGUGGCGGGUGUGCGAGUUGGAACGUUUGGAGAAGGGGAAUAAGUAUGGGAAGUACUGGUGCUGGUGUUUAUGGUCUCUCCAAGUCGACCUCCUCCACUUGUUGGCCGCCAAGGAUUUUGCUGUUCGAGCUUGGGAUGAGACUCACAAUACCCAACCUCAAAACCUCAUUUGGAAUCUCAUGGGAAUGAUGAACAACUGUUGGUUCCGAGUGAAGACCCGAACUUGCAAUUCAGGCAAGGGAGAGCUUGGGAUUGUGUUUGAGCACCCGACCCAACCCGGGAACCAGUCCAGUGGAUGGAUGGAUAAGGAAAGACGACAUCUUCACAACUCUUCCCCGGCCAUCAAGAAGAGCGUCUCAUCGCCCUUCAUGAACACGGCAACGCCGGUUCAGACAGCGACGUUCUCCAUAUCCGAGGUGAAGAAGCACAACACCUCCGACUCCGCCUGGAUCAUCAUCGGCGGCCACGUCUACGAUUGCACCCUCUUCCUUAACGACCACCCUGGCGGAGCCGAAAGCAUCCUCAUCAACACCGGCGCCGACUGCACCGACGAAUUCCACGCCAUCCACUCUGAUAAUGCCAAGAAGCUCUUAGAAGACUAUAGGAUUGGGGAGGUCAUCACCACCCCCGACGACAACCUCUUCAACUCUACUUUGAAUUCCUCCCCUUCCUCCACACCCAACAACUCCGCCGUCCAUUUAGCUCCGAUCAAGGAAAACACAGUCGGGGUGGCCGGGAGCAUGUAUGAGAAGAUCCCAUGCAAACUCAUUCACAAGGAAUCCAUUUCCCAUGAUGUGAGGUUAUUCAGGUUCUCACUCCCGCGGGAUGACCAAGCUCUAGGGUUACCUGUGGGCAAGCACAUCUUCUUGUGUGCCACCAUAGACGGUAAGCUCUGCAUGCGGGCGUAUACACCUACCAGUAAUGCCGACCAAGUUGGAUACAUCGACUUGGUCGUGAAAAUUUACUUCAAAGGAGUCCAUCCGAAGUUCCCAAACGGCGGCAAGAUGUCCCAACAUCUUGAGUCGCUCGAAAUCGGAUCAUCUCUCCACGUGAAAGGCCCGGUAGGACACAUUGAGUACAAGGGGAAGGGGGAGUUUCUCGUGCAUGGGAAACCCAAGUUCGCCAAGAAACUCUCCAUGAUCGCUGGCGGGACGGGAAUAACUCCGAUCUACCAAGUCAUGCAGGCGAUCUUGAACGACCAGGAAGACGAAACAGAGAUGCACGUGGUGUAUGCUAAUCGGAUGGAGGAUGAUAUUUUGUUGAGAGAUGAGCUUGAUGCAUGGGGGGAGAAAUAUCCAGAAAGGGUUAAAGUGUGGUAUGUUGUUAAAGAGUGCAUAAAGGAAGGCUGGAAGUACAGCACUGGAUAUAUCAACGAGAGCAUUCUAAGGGAGCAUAUUUCGGCAGCAUCUCCUACUACACUAGCGUUAGUAUGUGGACCGCCACAGAUGAUUCAAUUUGCCGUUAAUCCCAACUUGGAGAAGAUGGGGUAUGACAUCAAAGAUUCCUUGCUGGUGUUCUAGCUAACAAACUAGUCGUUCCAUGCUCAAACCAGGAUAAGAUAACUUAGUUUAGACUUCUGUUUUUGUUCGUUUGUUCAAAUGUAUACUUAUGUUGAUAUAUAUUGCUAUGCUGCUCUUGUUUGUGCUAACAGAAUUAACAUUGGAAUAUAAUUAGUAUAUAAAAGUAUAAAACGCAUUUGGUGAACUACAGUCUACAAUGCAUAUACUUG
This is a messenger RNA of Cuscuta europaea, 3059 nucleotides long. The record is from the annotation of a GenBank genome assembly. NCBI's taxonomy places the organism in Eukaryota, Viridiplantae, Streptophyta, Magnoliopsida, Solanales, Convolvulaceae.